GAAAGGCAACACAUAAUCGUGUCAAACGGCACCAGUACCAGUUUGCGAUCAGCCAUGUAAACUACCGGCAACGAUGUAUUUUAAUGAAAAAUACGCGUAAAAGUGUCUGUCACUCAGUCACAAUUAGGUUUUUUUUCGACGCAACACAUACAGCUGAGCGCGCUCCACCAAGAUCAGUCAGUCAUUUGCUAGCAAGUUAGUAGCUGGCUUGCCUUGCUUGAACUUCAGGAUGAGUUUUUCUCGGGAGAAAAAGUUGUUGGAGAAAGCGAAAAGCAAAGCCCAAGACAGCAAUAACAUAAAAGAAGAGGCUAACAUCUGCAAUCAGCUUGGAGAGCUGCUUUCAAGAAACGGUGACUAUGAAGCUGCUAUUGAGGAGCACCAGCAGGAGUUGUCUUUGUCUGAAGUGUUAAACGACGUAAUUGGACGCGCCGUGGCAAAUCGUAAGAUCGGAGAGUGCUAUGCAGAGCUGGGGAACAUCGAGACUGCACUUAAACAUCAGCGCCUUCACCUGGACUUGGCUCGCUCUGUUGGAGAUCACACUGAGGAGCAGCGGGCGCUCGCCACAAUAGGACGGACUUACCUCUUCUGUUUCGAAUCUGACCAAUCGAGGAAAAGUCUCAAAGAAGCAGAAGAUGCUUUCAGAAAGAGCCUCAAUAUUGUAGAUGAUCUUCAAGGGACAGUACCAGAGCGAGAGAUUCAUGAAAUGAAAGCUCGACUUUUUCUCAAUCUUGGUUUGGUUUAUGACCACCUGGGAGAGCCCGAACGCUGCAGCGAGUUCAUCCGACGUAGUGUCUUCAUUGCAGAGAAGAGUGGGCUGCUCGAAGAUCUCUAUCGAGCAAAUUACAACCUGGGCAACAUCUUUUUCCGCAACGGCCAGCACUCCAACUCGGUGCGCUGCCUCGAGCAGGCCAAAGAAUGUGCCCGAAAGAUGAAGGACAAGUUCAGCGAAAGCGAGUGCUUCCACUGCAUCGGCAAGGUCCAGCUUUCUUUGGGUGAUUUUGUAGCUGCAAGACGAUCCCUUAAAAAAGCCCUCUUGUUGGGUUCACAGCAGCAACAGGACAAACAGGCAAUGAAGAAAAUGUUUAAAUAUGCCGACCGGGGUUUUAAGCUCGAAGAGGAGUUGGGGGAAAAUCAAGCCAGAAAACUAAGCUCCCAUGAGGCCAUAGGGCUGGCGGAACAGCUCGGAGAUCUCUACUGCAAGGUCGGCUGCUUUCACAAAGCCCUGGAUGCAUAUCGAGCUCAGCUUAAAGGAGCUGAGGAUUUGGGGAAGCCAGCACGCGAGUUGGCGGUCAUCCACGUGUCUCUGGCCGCCACCUUCACUGACCUACGGCGGCACAGCGAGGCCGUGCAUCACUACAAGCAGGAGCUGGCGUUACGGCAGGGCAGCCCGGCCGAGGAAUGUAGCACUUGGUUAAACAUCGCAGCGGCACAGGAGGAGAGUGGCAGUGCCACUGAGGAUCAGGACAGCGGCUAUAAUGCGGCGUUUCGCUGCGCUCAGAUGUGUGGGCAGGCCAGGUUACAGAAGCGUGUUUUGAGGCUAUGGUUGGCAGCCCAAAAGCGAAAGAGCUCGUCAGACGCAAAUGACACCGAAACUAGAUUGCUGGAGCUGUGUGCUUCUAAUGGUUGGACCCCAGAUGGGAGUGAUGGAGAGGAGGAUGGAGAGGAGGAAAUGGACUACAGUGAACCACUGGAUGAUAGUGAUGUUGCACUCUCAGACUCAGAUGACGACCUGGAGGGAUAUGACAAGAUGGUAUCCGGAAGGAGGAAAGCAGGACGGUGGAACAAGAGGAACGAGAAGGGUGAGACGUCCCUCCAUAGGGCAUGCAUAGACGGCAACUUGAAGCAAGUCCAGUACCUGGUAGAACAGGGCCACCCAGUGAACCCCAGAGACUACUGCGGCUGGACUCCCCUGCACGAGGCCUGCAACCACGGUCACUAUGACAUCGUGGCCGUGCUGCUGGACCACGGCGCCAACAUAAACGACCAGGGUGGCAACUUGUGUGAGGGCGUGACACCUCUCCAUGACGCCCUGACCUGCGGCAAUUUCCCGGUGGCCAGACUCCUGGUGGAACGAGGGGCCUCCAUCAACCUCCGCAACGCUAAAGGUGAUACUGCAAUGCACACACUCCGUCAUUGGCAGAGGACAUACAAAAAGGAGCUAGACCAUGAGGCCAAGCAAGAGUGUGCAGCUACAGAGCGACUUCUAAAGAAGGCGAUGUCAGGAGGAGCGCUCGUCGCUGCUCCCCCUCCCAAACCUUUCGACGCUCUGCAAGACAGCCAGCUGUUUGAUGCCGAAAACUCAGAACCACUUUCAUCCUCGGAAGGGGGUUGCGCCUCCAGUCAAGACUGGCCCAGCAGCAGCAAUCGGUUAGAGGCCAGUGCUUAUCCAAGCGUCAAGAAACGGCAGCUCGGCAGUUCAUCAAAGCAAUUCGGUGCCAGAGGGACCGAGGCCGCUCUUCUUUAUGGGAAUAAGAUCAGCUCUUCAGAUGACAGCGACUCCGACAGCCCUGUUAGUCCCCUACAUCCGGUCCGCCAAAGACUCUCAGUCCCAGCAGCUCAAUGUCAAAAAGAUCCAACUCCAAAUCAAGAGGCAAUUACCACCCCCGGCAUGGAAAGCGGACCAGAUCCACCUGCUUCCUUCGUCUUUGCCCAGGACGAGUACCAAAGUGCCAUUCGUGGUCUGGGUAGCGCUAAAACCCUCCUGCAAGGCCGCUCAACACAACCUCACACCCCCGUCAUGCCUGGCCUUUCAUCCAGCAGCAAAUCUGCUCUGGUUGCAGAGGAGGACUAUCUGGCUGAUGACUGGCUGGUGGAUGAUUUGGUGGAAAGUCAGCCCAAAAAGAAAAGGUUUCGACUUGAGCAAAAUGGAGCAUGGGAAGACAAAACUGUAUCUUCAACUGCGAGAGCGCCAAACUCUCAGAUGUCCUACAGGAGUUCUACACUUGUGCCAUGUAGUAAUAGGGGCCCCUCUGUGAAAAGAAACAACUCUGUGAAGCCUCAGCAGGUGAAAAUGACUCAGAUGCCCGGUAUGGUCCGUUUGGGCAGACGAGAGGUCAACAGGUCACAUAGCCCCACCCUGACAGAUGACGAAGCGAGACCUGAGACUCCUCCACCACCUCAUCCAAUUCACACGCAGCCUCUGACUCAGAGGCCGGCUGCGUCCACCCCUAUUUCACUGCCUCCGCCGAUAAGGAUGAGGGUCAGAGUUCAGGACGACAUCUUCCUCAUCCCAGUUCCGCAAAGCGAGGCCGAAUCUUGCACGGUUUCGUGGCUCUGUGACCAGGCAGCGCAACGUUACUACCACAAGUGUGGCUUGCUGCCUCGCCUGUCGCUGCAGAAAGAGGGCGCUCUGCUAUCCCCGCACGACCUUCUGUUGACUAUCCUGCACACCAAUGAGGAGGUGUUGGCUGAAGUGUUGUCUUGGGACCUCCCCCCUCUACAAGAGCGCUACAAGAAGGCAUGUGUCAGCCUGGCAGUGGAGGAAAAUAAGCGUGUCAGCCGGCUGUGCGAGGUGCAGGAUGGGAGCUCCUCUGUGUCGGCGUGCGGUCUCGGCUUGGCCGCGUCAUCCCUCGCCGCUCUCCUCCGUGCCCUCAAACUGCAGGACAGCCUCAUCGAGCUGCGCAUGUCAGGCAACCGCCUCGACGAUAAGCUCCUCGGCGAGCUGGUCGCCACCGCCGCCACCAUGCCUCGGCUCUGUGUGCUGGACAUUUCGUCCAAUCAGGUCACAGGAGUAGGGCUUGAGAAUGCAGCAAAAGCCUUAGAGGGACUCAACCAUCCUGCAUUUCCAUGUCUGAAGGAGUUGAACCUCAGCCUGAACCCGCUGGGUGACAGUAUAUCGGAGGCUCUGUCUUCACUGCUGUCCACCUGCCCGCUCUUGGCUGAGUUGUCUCUGCGCGGCUGUGGCCUGACAUCUCGCUUCCUGCAGCAGCAUCGCUUGCUGCUCGCCAGCGCUCUAACAGCCACAGGCCACCUGAAUUCAGUUUGUCUUUCCCACAAUGCACUGGGCUCCACCGGAUUUGAGCUUGUGCUGAAAACGCUGCCUCUGCACACGCUCACACAUUUGGACCUGUCUGCUGUGCGUAGAGGCACCACUGAUCACCCAGCGCUGGAGCACCUCACCGUCCUCCUGUCACAGGAGAACUGUUCACUAACACACCUCAGUCUGGCAGCUAAUGGGUUAACCGAUAGCAGUGCAGCGACCAUGGCCAGGUGUCUCUCUACAUAUCCGAACCUAGUAGAGUUGGACCUGUCAGGAAAUCCAUCCAUCACCUCAGUAGGAUUCCACAGCAUCCUCAGCGCCCUCCGAGAAGCGCGUCGCCCGUUGACGUUACUAAACCUUCAAGGUUGCCAGGUGUCAGGACCUUUGGAUAGCGAGGAUCUGGACACUUUGUCAGAGUUGGUCAAAGACCUGCGUCUUUGCUCUCAAGGCCUCAACAAGCUGGACCGGCAGGCUUUAAAGCAGAGCUGGAAAAGCCAUCAACCUCACGGUUAUUUUGUAGACCGAAAAGCGGCGUAUUUCCUCUCUACUACAACCUCCUCGUGACCUUACAGUAGCAGAUAUUUAGUGGAAUGCAGCAAUAUUUUAUCUCACAAUUCCCAUUUUGUGUGACUACUUACAUGUUUAACUUAUUUAUGUGAUUGUAUUUUUUAUAUAAAUGUUUAGUUUUAGAUGUGUACUUGUUAAAAAACCAAGGAAAACAAUUAAAGAGGCUCAAG
This is a messenger RNA of Syngnathus acus (greater pipefish), 4716 nucleotides long. RefSeq names its product tonsoku-like, DNA repair protein (gene tonsl). The transcript has 28 exons. The record is from RefSeq and is a predicted model, not a curated record. Bases 230 to 4543 code for a protein of 1437 amino acids. NCBI's taxonomy places the organism in Eukaryota, Metazoa, Chordata, Actinopteri, Syngnathiformes, Syngnathidae. Gene Ontology annotation, molecular function: protein binding.